Molecule: messenger RNA, 705 nt
Organism: Linnemannia hyalina
Lineage: Eukaryota; Fungi; Mortierellomycota; Mortierellomycetes; Mortierellales; Mortierellaceae
Source: the annotation of a GenBank genome assembly
AUGUCCAUCCCCCAGAACACCAACCCCGCCGAGACCUUUGCCGAGUUGACCAAGUCCGACCCGAAGGUGACCUCGCUUUUCGACUCGCACUUUUCCAAACCCGCCUCUGCCGAUCGCGUCAAUGCGGCCAAGGCCGGGUUGGAGAAGAACGGGUUCAAGGUCCAUGUGGUCAACACCCGUGCUGAUGCCUUUGAGGCCGUCAAGAACCUCAUCCCUGCUGGCGCCUCGAUCAACAACGCCCACUCGACCACCUUGGAGGAGAUCGGAUUCAUCACCUAUAUCAAGGGCGAUACUCCCUGGAAGAACAUCCAUGGCACCAUCGUCCAAGAAAAAGAUCCCGAAAAACAAGCAGACAUCCGCCGCACCCUCGGUUCAACCGUCGAUUACUACCUCACCUCCGUCGCUUCCGUCACCGAGACCGGCCACUUGGCCCAUGGUGACUUGUCGGGAUCCAAGGUGGGCCCCGUUGCGUUCGCAGCCGGCAAAGUGAUUGUAGUUGCGGGGUCGAACAAGAUUGUAAAGGAUGAACAGGAGGCCUGGAAGAGACAAAAGGAGCAUGCUUUGCCGUUGGAGAGUGCUAGGGUUAGGAUUGCGUAUGGAUUGCCUCAGUCCAACAUUACCCAUUAUGAGUAUAUUAGGACCAGCUCGCCCUUUAAUGCUAACCGCAUCCAAGUUAUCCUCGUCAACGAGGCUUUGGGAUACUAA